This is a messenger RNA of Parnassius mnemosyne (clouded apollo), 2682 nucleotides long. Lineage: Eukaryota; Metazoa; Arthropoda; Insecta; Lepidoptera; Papilionidae. The record is from the annotation of a GenBank genome assembly.
AUGGGAGGCACAAAAUUUGUUUUCCUGAUUUUAUUUAUUGGACAUCUAUCUGCGUUACCAGACACUAUUAGAAUAGGUGGCUUAUUUCACCCAGAGGACGAUAAGCAAGAAGUAGCAUUCCGUUACGCAGUGGAGCGAGUAAAUGCGGACAGAGCCGUUUUACCAAGAGCUAAGUUAUUAGCUCAAAUAGAAACUAUAUCGCCCCAGGAUAGCUUCCACGCGUCUAAACGAGUAUGCCACCUUCUACGAAGUGGAGUGGCAGCAAUCUUCGGGCCACAGUCAGCCCCUGCCGCAGCUCACGUACAAUCUAUUUGUGAUACGAUGGAGCUGCCCCACUUAGAGACUAGAUGGGACUAUCGCACGCGUCGAGAAUCGUGCCUUGUCAACCUAUAUCCACAUCCAGCCGCUCUCAGCAGAGCUUAUGUUGACCUCGUUAGAGCAUGGGGAUGGAAAUCAUUUACAAUUGUGUACGAAAACAGUGAUGGGCUUGUAAGGCUUCAAGAACUUCUCAAAGCUCAUGGACCAUCAGAGUUGCCCGUAGCAGUAAGACAAUUGCCGGAUUCUCAUGACUAUAGGCCACUACUGAAACAAAUUAAAAACUCUGCAGAAUCACACAUUGUUCUCGAUUGCACAACAGAGAGAAUAAGGGAUGUCCUCCAACAAGCUCAACAGAUUGGCAUGAUGUCAGAUUAUCACAGUUACUUAAUAACAUCUCUGGACCUUCAUAGCGUGGACUUGGAGGAAUUUAAAUAUGGAGGUACAAAUAUAACUGCUUUAAGAUUACUCGAUCCCGAGAGAUCUGAUGUACAACGAGUGGUACGAGACUGGGUAUACGACGAGGCUAGGAAGGGUCGUAAACUACAAUUAGGUCACACCUCUGCUAAGACGGAAACAGCUCUGAUGUAUGAUGCUGUACAUUUAUUCGCAAAAGCUUUACAUGAUCUUGAUACUUCCCAACAAAUUGACGUGAAACCUUUAUCUUGCGAUGCUGAAGAUACCUGGCCACAUGGGUACAGUCUUAUUAAUUAUAUGAAGAUCGUGGAAAUGAAAGGCCUAACUGGUGUUAUAAAGUUUGAUCACCAAGGAUUUAGAAGCGAUUUCACACUUGACAUAAUUGAAUUAACAAGGGAUGGCUUACAAAAGGCAGGAUCGUGGAAUUCCUCAGAGGGUGUCAAUUACACGAGAUCUUUCGGCGACAACCAGAAGCAGAUAGUAGAAAUCCUACAAAAUAAAACGCUUAUUGUGACAACAAUUUUGAGUGCGCCAUAUUGCAUGAGAAAAGAGGCUAGUGAAAAACUAAUAGGCAAUGCGCAGUUCGAAGGUUACGCCAUUGAUCUGAUUCAUGAAAUAUCAAAAAUACUAGGCUUCAAUUACACGUUCAAAUUAGCUCCUGAUGGUCGAUACGGAUCGUUUAACAGGGAAACCAAAGAGUGGGAUGGAAUGAUAAGGGAAUUAUUAGAACAAAGAGCCGAUGUCGCAAUAGCUGAUCUAACUAUAACAUAUGACCGGGAACAAGUGGUCGAUUUCACGAUGCCGUUCAUGAAUCUUGGAAUUUCGGUUUUAUAUCGGAAGCCCAUAAAGCAACCGCCAAACUUAUUUUCGUUUCUGUCGCCGCUUUCUCUUGACGUUUGGAUUUAUAUGGCUACCGCCUAUUUGGGAGUCUCAGUACUUCUAUUUAUUCUCGCCAGGUUCAGCCCCUACGAGUGGGACAGCCCCAGGAACUGUAUUGACGAGCCACCAGUACUGGAGAAUCAAUUCACACUGUUGAACUCGCUAUGGUUCACUAUUGGAUCCUUGAUGCAGCAAGGUUCGGAUAUCGCACCGAAAGCUGUCUCCACGCGAAUGGUGGCAGGAAUGUGGUGGUUCUUCACUUUGAUUAUGAUAUCCUCUUACACUGCAAACCUGGCGGCGUUUCUUACUGUAGAACGAAUGGACUCACCUAUUGAAAGCGCUGAGGAUCUCGCUAAACAGACUAAAAUAAAAUAUGGAGCACUGAAAGGCGGUUCUACAGCUGCUUUCUUUAGAGAUUCCAACUUUUCAACAUACCAAAGAAUGUGGUCAUUUAUGGAAUCGGCCAGACCCUCAGUAUUUACAAGUAGCAAUAAGGAAGGAGAGGAGAGGGUGAUGAGAGGCAAAGGCGCUUAUGCGUACUUAAUGGAGUCAACAACUAUCGAAUAUGUCGUUGAAAGAAACUGUGACCUUACUCAAGUUGGUGGAAUGUUAGAUUCGAAGGGGUACGGAAUCGCAAUGCCGCCCAAUUCUCCUUAUCGAACUGCUAUUAGCGGUGCUGUAUUAAAAUUACAAGAAGAAGGAAAAUUGCAUAUUUUAAAAACAAAAUGGUGGAAGGAAAAACGGGGCGGAGGCUCGUGCAGGGAUGAAACCUCAAAAUCGUCAUCAACGGCAAACGAACUGGGUCUCGCUAACGUAGGCGGCGUGUUUGUUGUGCUUAUGGGUGGUAUGGGAGUAGCCUGCGUCAUAGCUGUCUGCGAAUUCGUUUGGAAAUCAAGGAAGGUGGCUGUGGAUGAACGGGCUUCACUUUGUUCGGAAAUGGCUUCGGAGCUGCGAUCCGCGCUUAAAUGUCCGAGCAGCGCGGGAGGCGGCGGCGGUGUCGCGGGAAAUAGAGAUGGGGCUGGUUCUCCAUACCUGCACUACGGUUUUAGCACAAAGAGUCAACUACACUAG